Messenger RNA from Galdieria sulphuraria, 791 nucleotides. RefSeq lists its product as hypothetical. The record is from RefSeq and is a predicted model, not a curated record. Bases 30 to 521 code for a protein of 163 amino acids. The transcript is spliced from 2 exons. NCBI's taxonomy places the organism in Eukaryota, Rhodophyta, Bangiophyceae, Galdieriales, Galdieriaceae.
GAGAAAAGGAUUGAUUUGAAUCAUUCAAAAUGUGGUUGGGAACAGAGGCUUCAGAAGAAGUUGAGCCCUUCAGAGUAUCUUUAAAGAAUAACUUCGAACGACUUUGGCCGCAUCUUGGUCUUGGUGUUACAGUAGGCUGUUUUAUGGGCGGGGGUUAUGGGCUAGCAAUAGGUUUCGGAACUUUAAAGUGUCUUCGAAGGACUCAGUGUGUGGUGGUUCCUUCCACGUCGUACGUUGUAGUUUAUGUCUUACUUUUUUUACAGCAAUUUUCUAGACCUUUUGUACACAGUGGAUAUCUUUCAGGUGCAUUUUGUGGAAUAGGUUUUGGUUCCGGCUUUGGAGCAGGUAUUGCUAGGGGUAUUGGGUAUGCUUGGUCUCUGAAGCAGUUGAACCCUUUUCCUAAAAGGUUGGACGGAAAAAAACCGAACGUCUCCGUGAAUCAUCUGUGUUCGUUGCCUACAGAGUUCAUUCGUUGGAUCUACCUUGAGACAAAAGCCUUUUGCAAAAAAAUUCACUGUUGAGAGUUACUUUGCCUCGAUAUCAAGUAGUUGAUAUUCUUUUUCAUGAAUUGUUGAAAAGAGGAAUAUUCUAAAGAAAUGAGUUUCUGCCUUCAAUUCAGCUUAGUUAAAAUAAGAAAACGGCUUACAGAGUUACAACUCUGUUUGCUGCUCUAAUGAUGUCUUUGUUCAACUAGUUGUUUCAUUUGACAUGAGAGAACAUAUAAAAGUCGAAGAAAGAACGACAUUUUUCAUUUCGUCAUUCUAGAAUGUAAUGAAGCCCAUUAUGAAACA